CUAGCCGUAAAAGCCCUUUUUCCUUCUUUCCGAUCACCGAUGUACUUCGACGACAGAGAGGAGCUUACAGGCUACUACGAACCACACCAAAACGACAAUGACGACGACGGCGGCGCCGACGAAGAGCUUCAAGACUCUGUCUCCAGCGAUCCGCCAUUGACGACGUGCUCGCAAGGUCAUAGGUCCACUCUCAUCCUCCGCACCCGCGAAGGCGGUUCCAUCUGCCUCCUCUGCUUCUCAAAUCUCAUCUCCGAUCCUCUCUCUCCCACUCUCCAUGUCUCCUACGCUCUCUCUCAGCUCUCCCAAGCCAUCUCCCAGCCUCCCUUCCUCCGCUCCCUCCUCACCUUCCACCCUCUCCUCCUCGUCUCUCCUCUCGUCCGCGCUCUCUCCUCCUUCGACGACGAACCGAUCGCUCGCCAGAUUCUGGAUCUCAUCUCUGUUCUCUGCGAGUCUGCGGAUUCCGCUGUUCAUGGAAGCUUCGUCGCUGGGGUUUCCGAUCGGCUCUCUUCCGGUGCCUUGGCAUGGAGUCGCCGUCAGGUGUUCAUGCUUCACUGCUUAGGCAUUCUCUUAAAAUGUCAGAAGGAUAAUCCUUAUGCUCACAUCAAAGACAAAUAUGGUCUCGUUUCCAAUCUGGUUGGAGGUCUUCAGUUGCCUAAUGAUGAGAUUCGCGGAGAGAUUCUGUUUGUUCUGUACAAAUUAUCUCUUCGCCCUUACGCAUCAAGAGAUGAUGGAGGUGAUAUUUUGCCUGCCUUUUGUUCUAAGCUUUUGUACUUGUCAAUGGAAGCCCUCGUUAAGACCCAGAGUGACGAUGUGAGGUUGAAUUGUGUAGCGCUUCUGACAGUAUUGGCGCAAAGGGGGUUCUUUGGAAAUGCAUAUUCAGUUGGCACUAUGGGCAAUAGCACAUAUUCCUAUGAAGCAGAUAGCGUAAUGCAAGCAACACAGGAUGGAAUAGAUGGAUCUUCUUUGAACAUCUUAUUUGCUGAAGCCAUCAAAGGCCCACUACUGUCAACAGAUAGCCAAGUCCAAAUCAGUACAGUAAAUUUAUUGUUUUAUUACUUGACUUGGGAAGGUAUUUCAAGCAAAGAGAUCCAAGUUCUGGUGGAGGAAAAUAUUGUGGAUUAUGUAUUUGAAAUCCUAAGGUUGUCAGAGUGCAAGGAUCCAGUUGUCAACUCUUGCCUCCAGGUGCUUGAUCUUCUAUCUAUAGCUAAGCAGGCCUUCAAACAGAGGCUUGUAGUUGGUUUUGCAACCCUGAUUCCGGUACUGCAGUACGUAGCGGAAAUACCUUUUCAUCCAGUUCAAAGUCAGACACUAAAGCUCAUAUCAAUUUGUGUUUCUGAUUAUCCUGGAAUACCAUCUGCCUCUCAAAUAAAGCAAAUAUUGAUUGUCUUGACAAGGAUGCUUGAAAAGCAUGCCAAAGGAGAGAUGGACAUGCUUCCUGAGACAUUUGUGAUGGCUUGCUCAAUCUUUGUCUCUCUUUUAAAAUCUCCAUCUUCUCAUGGGACUUCAAGUGUGGAAUUAUCAAUCAAAGAAGCAUCACAACAUGCUGUUUUGUCUUGUCUCAGUGUCUCUGAAAAAAAUUCCUGUCAACUUUUACAUUCUCUGUACUUACUUAAGGAGGUUUAUGCCUACACCCAUGAAGAAAACUCUGAAGACUCCGGUAGUGGAGAUCUACGAAAUGUUGUUAAGGAUAUAUGUGCAAUACAUUUAUUACCUUGGUUUAUAACUUCUUUCAGGGAAAUAGAAGAGGAAACUGUCGAGGGGGUACUUGAGACUUUCCAUUCAAUACUGCUUUGGGAUUCUGAUAUACAAGCCACACAAUUUGCAGAGAACGUGGUUUCUUCCUCUUGGUUCAGUCUGUCCUUUGGAUGUUUGGGCUUAUUUCCCACGGAGAAGAUGAAGCAGAAGGUAUAUUUGAUACUCAGCUCACUAGUGGAUGUUGUUCUAGGAAAUCAUUCUGGUCAAUCCAUUCGAGAUGCUGCUUUACGUCUGCCAUUGGAUCCCAUUGAUAUGCUCUUUCUACUUGGGCAAAAGAGCUCCUACAAUUUGGAGUUGUCUUAUUCUCAAUCUGCUAUUUUGACAAUCUUAUACACUAGUUCUUUAUACGAUGAAAGGCUUGCAGAUGAUAAGCUGGUUUUAGCUUCUCUGGAAGAAUAUAUUAUUGUCAACGGUAAUGAUUUCCGACAGACCACUGAUUCAUUUUCUAUAAUGAGACUUCUGUAUCUUUAUGGGGUUUAUAGGGGCCUUGCCAAGGUGAGCUACCAAUUCCCAUACAGUCCAGAAGCUGAAAGCAUCCUGUUCCAGCUAGCCAAGGGCAAUGAAUGGGAUUUAGUUUCGGCAAGAAUUCAUCCAAUAUCGUUGAAAUGGUUGUUCCAGCAAGAGAAAUUUAACGAGCCACUAUCUGAUCAGAUUCUUAAAUUUUGCAGAAGUAAUAUCUCAUAUAUUUCUGACAUCACAUCCCCUGAAAAGAAUAGGUGUGCUAUAAAUGUACAGGCAAUUGCAGAGUUAGUAGCAUCAGGAGAUAACUAUGCAGCAAGACUACUUGUUUGCUUAUGGACUGAGCUCGUCAAGGAAGAAGUUCAAGAGAGUGAUGCAAUUUCUUUGUUAAAUCUUUUGACUACAAUUGUUAACAUUUCUCCAGCUGCUUCAGACGCGCUAUGCUGGAAUAGUAUCGGCAAUGCGAUCCAUGCUUUUUGUAAAGAAGGGAUGCACACAUUAUCAUUACAGACGUCCACGCCCCUGUUAGUUUUGAUUCUUAACCUAUUAUCUUCAGCGCACCCUGAAGCUCUUUCUGACGACGAAAUAUGGUUAGCAGUGAUCAUGAAGUUGGUGGAGUACUUUAUCCCCACAGAAUCUGCUGGCAGAUGGAAUCAUGAUAAUCUUUUAGUUAUUGGCAUUCUUUCCUUGGCUUUGAACCACUCUACCACCAAGGUACUCAUGGAAGCUUCAAAAAGUAUUCUAUUCAAUUCUUCUCUGGUCUCAGUAAUCGACAACAUGAUUCAUGAAGCAUGUCUAAAGGGGCCUGCUCUGGCUGACCAUGAUGAGGGAACAAGCUAUGGACAACGUUUAGUAUUUGUGCUUUUACUAAAUUACUUUUCUUUAAAAAGUUUGCGUGCUGUUCUACCAGGGAUUAUGGAUUGGCAGAGUUUCUUUGAUCCACCGGAUAGGACACAGCCACUUUCCAUGAUUGGAAUUUCUUGCCAUGGAUUGUGCAGACUGAUGUGUUUUGGUUCUCCUCUUGUCAAGCUUGUUGCUUCGCACUGUUUGCUGGAGUUGUUUGCCGAAAUAGCACACCAGAGAAAUACGGAAUGUGAGGAGCUAAAGUCCACAGUCCAGUACCUAAUUUCUGUAAUAUCUGUACUAGAGGGAUUUGUUUUCUACAGUGACCAAAGGGUGGCUGUGAAUUGCAGCCUUUGUCUAUCGAUGAUUUUUGGGCGUGAAAUGCUGGAUUCGGAGGAUGCAAGUAUGAUUGGAAAGAACAGUUGGAGUAGGCUGAUUGUAGAAGAGCUUGCAGUGUCUUUAUCAGUUCAGUCUUUAGCAUCCAAAUCCUUCAUUAAUCAGCAUAAUCCGGCAAUUUAUGUAGCUCUUGCAUUGCUCAAACUGGAGAAUAUUCCUAGUUGGAUGAGAAUUGUGUUUGAUGAUCCCUGCAUCUCUGGCAUAAUUGAAAACCUGACAGCCAGUAAUGUAACCUCAGAGAUUGUAGCUCUAUUCCGAGAGCUGCUGAAUUGUGGGUUCCUGAAGAAAGAACAGAUUGCAUGUCUACAUCAUGUCUUCAAGGCAUGCAGAAAGCGGUUAUACACUGAUAACGCCAUAAGUGAUAGUCAAGAUGAGCACACAAAGAAGGCGGUCACCAUGUCAGGUGAUUUGGGGGAAAUUCGCGAGUAUCUCAUUUUCUUGAUGUCAUCCAAGUCAUCUCAAGAUAGCCAUUUUGCUGAAUUACAUCGUGGGAAUAAGAGUCUCUUGAAAGAAAUAGAGUUGUUUCUUAGUACUUCAACAGUAGAAGAUGAAAGCCAUGAGCAACGUGUAACAUAAUGAAAUAACAGAUGUAGGUAAUGUGAGAAAACCAACAGCCAUAAAUAGAUGUACAUGGUUGUUUUUGUAAUUUUCUUUAACUUCAAACUAGGUAUUAUAGUUUAUAGUAAACAGCUACAAGGGCCAUACAAUUGCGAUAGGUGAAUAUAGACAUAAAAGGGCAAAAAAAAAAAAAAAAAAAAAAAAAAUCCUUUCAGUGUACUGCACACGAAUACAAGGCCAUCACAAGACUUGUCAAGCCUAUUAAAAUUUCUUUUGCUCCUUGUCAUUUUUUUUUCUCUAUGAUUCAGAA
Molecule: messenger RNA, 4321 nt
Organism: Morus notabilis
Lineage: Eukaryota; Viridiplantae; Streptophyta; Magnoliopsida; Rosales; Moraceae
Product: protein PRD1
Exons: 9
Coding region: 40-4029 (1329 amino acids)
Biological process (GO): meiotic DNA double-strand break formation
Source: RefSeq, a predicted model, not a curated record